Messenger RNA from Rotaria sordida, 969 nucleotides. The record is from the annotation of a GenBank genome assembly. Lineage: Eukaryota; Metazoa; Rotifera; Eurotatoria; Philodinida; Philodinidae.
AUGUCGACAUCGUUAUCUUUGAUAGGAAAACAAAUAAUAAUUUAUGGUGGACUACCAGUGUUUAUUGCUGGAACAGUAGGCGGGCUUCUCAAUACUCUUGUCUUUCUUAGUCUUCGAACAUUUCGACAAAGUUCAUGUGCAUUUUAUUUAACUAUUAUGUCAAUUUUAAGCAUAAUUCAAUUGUGUCUUGCGCUUCUCGCACGUGUUAUAACUGCCAUAUCAAGUGUCGAUGCAACUGAAACAUCACUAUUCUAUUGUAAAUCACGUCUCUAUUUAAUUAAUACAUGUAAUGUAAUUUCAAUGACAUGCUUUUGUUUGGCUACUAUUGAUCAAUAUUGUGCAACUUGCUCUAACCUCCAUUGGCAACAAUUCUGCAAUAUUAAACUAGCUCGACGUAUAAUCAUUAUAUUUAUUAUCAUUUGGAUUCUACAUGGAAUUCCAUAUUUAGUAUUUUAUGAUCAUGUUUCAUUACCAAAUACAAAUAAAUUUAUUUGCAUCGUAACAAAUCAGAUUUUUGAUCAGUAUCGCGGGUUUUUCAUGGUACUUGGGCUGAUCGGAUUUCUACCUAUUACUAUUGCAGCUUUAUUUGGAUCCAUGGCCUUUCGCAAUAUAAAGGAAAUGCCUUAUCGCACAGUACCACUUGUUCGACGUGAACUAGAUAAGCAGUUAACUGUCAUGGUUUUAGUUCAAGUUGUUGUAGGUAUUUUUGGUCUUCUACCAUAUACAACUGUCUUUGCUGUUGCAACGAACAAAAAUCUCACCAGCGAUCCAGUUAUUCAAGCAAAACUUCAGUUUGCAACAACUGUCACUGUUAUCAUUUACUAUACAUAUUUUGCGAGUCCAUUUUAUGUUUAUAUUUGUGUAUCUGAACGUUUUCGUAAACAAUUGUUCUAUGUACUGUUCAAUAUACAUCUUAAUCGUUGGAGACGACGAAGGAUAAUUAUCAAUCAUGUCGCACCAGAGACAUAA